This is a messenger RNA of Galleria mellonella (greater wax moth), 992 nucleotides long. RefSeq names its product magnetosome-associated protein MamJ-like. The transcript is spliced from 2 exons. NCBI's taxonomy places the organism in Eukaryota, Metazoa, Arthropoda, Insecta, Lepidoptera, Pyralidae. The record is from RefSeq and is a predicted model, not a curated record. The coding region runs from base 147 to 803 and encodes 218 amino acids.
UUCCAAUGUUUAUUAAUUUUAUGAAUUAACUAAAUCCCACAAUCUAAUCUUUAUGGCUUUGAUGUCUUUCGCAAUAAUUUAACUCAAGUUAUUUUAUUUCUUCGACAUAUGCUAUUAAACUUUCGUGGACAACGCAGCAUACAACCAUGAAGGUGUUCGUACUUGCUCUCCUCGCGGUGACAGCGUUUGCUGCCCCUAUCGACCAGGAUGUGGCCGAACCUGUCGAGCUUAUUGUAAAUGGAGUACCGGAAGGCGAGCCUUUGGAAAUUGGUGACAUUGUUGGUAUCAAACUUAAGGAACAUGUAAACCAAGAAUUGGUAUCUUCAACUGACUUGCUUUACCCAUUAACCGCUGAAGGACUCGCUGAAGCUGCUGCCGCUGAACCUCAACCUGUAGACCCUGUUCAGAUCGUUGACGAGGCAGAUCCUGUUCAAGUUGUCGAGCCUGAACCUGAAUCUGUACCUCCUCCGAUUGUUCUACCUGAGCCUGUUCUUCCUGAAGAGAACCCUUCAUCUAUAGCAGUGCACCCAGUACUUGUGAUUCCCGACCAUAUUCUCAACCCCAUUGAUCUUGAUCCUUUGCCCAUCGCUCCCCCUGAACCCGAAGUUGUGGAAACACCUGUAGAAGUCCUUCCAGUGCCCGCACCUCAAGUUCCCGAUGGUGAAAUUUACAACGAUGGUCUCGUGCAAGUUACCCUGAACGCUCCUGAAGAAUCCGGAGUAUUAGCCACCCUCCAAUCCUGGUUAAGCUUGGCAAUUAACUACUUCAGCAACGGCGUUCAAACUACCCAACAAAUUUUUUAAACUGUAAAAUGAAUUUAAAUAACUACAUGUGUAUUAAUUUUAAUUGUACAUGUAAUAUGCGCUGUAUAUAAAAGAAACUACGAAGUUCAAAGUAAACAUAAAUUGCUCAGAUAUUUUUGUUUUUCCUUUUUUAUUUUUAAUAAUGAAUUUAAGAUUUUAAAAAAGUCAUUAAAGUCAUUUUUAAAAGCU